AUGACAUCUCAGAUCGAUGGAGACAGGCUAUCGCAGAUAACACAAGCUCUCGAAGCUACCUACGAUGCGCGUUCGACCAACGAUACACGAAGAGCAGCUCUCGAAUUUCUCGACAGCGCCAAGAAGCAACCAGACGCGCCGCAACACGGCUACUCGCUAGCUAGCGAUCCCUCGCAACAACCUGCCAUCCGUCACUUCGGCCUGUCACUACUAGAGUUUGCUCUGCGCUAUAGAUGGGAGGACUAUGGCCAGAACGAGGCCGAUACUCUCCGUAGCUGGAUCCUCAACCUCGCCCAGAACGUGUCCGAAUCCGACCCUCAAUACUUCCGCAACAAAGUAGCCUCACUAUGGGUCGAGGUUGCCAAAAGAUGCUGGGGUGCAGAUUGGUUAGAUAUGGAUGCUCUCCUGGUAGCCUUGUGGGAGACAUCAGACAACAGCAAGCAGCUUGUAUACAGGCAGAUGGUGCUAUACAUACUUGAGUGUCUGUCCGAGGACAUCUGCAACAGAGAAGACCCAGUCGCUGGCCUUCGACAAGAUGUCUUGGGCCAAUGCUUGAACGAGAUUGUCAUCCCCAGUCAAUUGUAUACAGACCAUCUCGAAUCGCGUGGCAGCUCGCAGAACGUGCGCCAUACUCAAGACGGUUGGCUUUCCCGCAUGUGCGCCUUUCUCUUCCAGUGCUCUACAGUUAUCCAGCAAGGCGAUCAACGGGUCGUCGUCUCUGCCACAAAGACUCUCGAAGCUUUGAGACCAACGGUGACAUGGCUUAGCUUGAGAGCCUUGACCGAGACCCAGUGUGCUCAAUCUCUGUACAAGAUGCUUGCUGCUGGUGAUGCUACUGUGCAGACUGCCAUCUUGAGCCGUCCGUACAACGAACAUUUCCGUGAAUCGUGGUCUCAAAUCAUGCUUUCUGUACUGCAACUUGAUCACAUUGAGCUGCUCAAGAACAUUCACCUCAGCUGCAAUACCUCCGCCGACGAUAUCGAUGAGCCUAAGUACACUCUGCAGAAGAAGCUAUCCGAGGUGAGUCCUGUCCUGAUCACCCCAAGUAUAAGCAUGCUAACUUCAGUANNGGUUUUAUCAAUCUUGGGAGACGCUGCUGCUUCUAAUCCAUCAAUUCUUGCCAUGCCCGAAACUUGCGCUGCCUUAAUUGACGUAAUGAUGCUCGCUUUCCAGCAUGACAGCCUUCUUGUUUCCAUUCCUGUCUUGCACAGUUUCACUAAGCUUCUAGUCGCGAAAAGUCCGACCAUCUCGAGUACCAUGAGUCAAAGAGUAGCCAUUCUUUUGGGAACCUGCAGUCAACGUCUUAUCAAGUACGAGUCACUCUCACACGAAGAGCUGCCGGUAAUCCUGUAUCUGAACGAGGAUUUCGAGAACCCUCCAGAGCUUCAUUCCUUCCUUGGCAACUAUCGGAGAUACUGCAUUACAGUCAUCGAGAACAUUGCUUACCACAUGCCGCAAGAAGCUGUUGGUCACAUACUAGAUCAGACGGUGCAGAUGGUCGACACAAUCUGCCAAGAGUUCAGACCACCCUUCCCAUCUACUGGUCCUUCNAAAACACCAAUUCCCGUGCUGCAAUUGGAGUCCCAAGCAUCCGUUCUUAGGAGUACGAUGAAUGGCUUCAUCCAAUGGUAUAGCAAAGCUUCACGGCCAGAGUCGAAGUCUGAUCAGCAUACCACUAACAACAUUUACGGUGUGACGCUCACGAAUUUGCGAGACUUCUGUUACAAGUUGAUGACUCUAAAACCACAACAUCCUGAGAUAGCCCGCCUUACAACUCAUAUUGCGGUCAAUGUUCUGGUGAAGACGUUGCAAGGACAGCCUGAAUUGGUUGUCAAAAUUCUGGACUACUGCUUGAGCCUACAAUAUCCUGACGACGGGUCCAACAAGGACUACUCGGCUGCUGUCAAGAACUUCCAAGGAGCACGUUUGGGUGAGAUGCAAAGAAUCGCCAUGUCUUUCCCAGACUAUCUUCUUGACGUCUAUUCUGAUCUGGAGGCCCGGGUCAACACUCUGAUGUCUGCCGAGGGCGCUGAUGAGCGCACCAGAUGGGGUCUCCAGGCAUUCUUGUUCAUCGUUGUACAUCGAGCAUCUGCCGUUGAUUCUCAAGCGCGGCUUGCUCGUCUUCAACAGAUCAUCCAGCCUGUGGUAGAGACUUGGCAAGAUCCUCAAUUAACGGAAGCUUUGUCGACUUUCUCUGGUUUCUGUAGUGUUGUUGGUCUCGAAGGCUUGCCAGAGUACCUCACAGCCCAAAGAUAUGCUUCAGUCCAGGAUUGGCCCAGUCAACCUUUGGACCAGCAAGGCAAGGCUCGUCAAACAGACGUACAAAUGAAGGUCAUGCGCCUGCCUCUCAACGCCACCAAGAACCUCCUUGCAGCUACUACCGAGAAGCUGAAGGAGUCAUCACGUGAGUAUCAGAUUGGUGCCCAGGUUUGGGGUCCUGCAAUUCAAGCCAUGCUUUCAAACGUACUGCAAAUGACCAGACACGCGACUUCAUUCCCUAACAACAGCAACUGGUCAAACUUCCCUCCCGAGCUGCAGAUGGUGAUGCAGAAGAUGCUUGUCGACAGGUUCUGGCAAGCAGGCAUCUCGAACGAAAGCAGAGAUGAAUUCUAUGCUCGCAUCGCUGAGAGUGGUGAUACAUAUGAGGGUUUCGCCUCUGCUAUUCGCGGUAUUCCUCGACAAAUUCGCGACUGGUGCUACCACAUUAUCUACGGCAUGACGAGAUUUGAAGAAGAGUUCUUCGGUCUCAAGGAGCUGCCUGUGCCAUUGGCUGAGGCAUUGCUUACAGACGCUUCGUCCUUAUCCACGCAUCACUUGCAAAGACUCAUCGCAUUGGUGGAACGACUCGUCCAGAGAUGUCCGCCACAUCACAGAAAACACUUUAUGCCUCCGAUACUAGCCUUAUUCUUCUCGCAAACCGACAAGAAGAUCAGUGCUGAGUGGGAAGUGAUCGAAAGGUCGAGCACACAGUCUGUCGAAGGAGAAGAUCAAUUGAACGACGAGAUGAAGGCUGAGAGCGUACUGCGUGCAACAACCUAUGCAGUCGUCAAUUUUGCCUCGACUAUCCUCGAUCAACGAGCAGCAGGUUUGUGUUCCCCCUAUGUCCCUAUUGAUGCACGCACACUUACACGUACAGAUGUCACUUCCGUUACCCAACCUCAAUCUUCACAGUUCACCAUGCGCACUCUCAUUCUUUCCGAACCUUCCAUCCUUGAACCUCUAAUCCUCUUCUGCACUCACGCCCUGCGCAUGCGCGAUUCACGCUGUUGCACCCUCAUCUGCCGUCUCCUGCGCUCUAUCCUUCCAACCUUUGUCGCCGAAGCUCCGCCAGCACCUCAAGUCCGCGAGUUUAUCAGCACAGAAGUCCUCAAGGCUUGCAUUACCUCGCUCAACGAGCCUUACUUUGUCGACGUGCAACGAGAUCUCGCAAACUUGAUCGCCAACAUCGUGGCGUUGUACUCUCCUCAUUCUUCUACGGCCAGGAAUGUGCUUCUUAGUCUCNNCCCUGACAUGGGUCAGCAGAAAGUGGAUCAAGCGAUUGAAAAGAUCGUGGGUACUAGCAGUGAACGCACGCAAAGGAUUCUGGUAUUAGAGUUGUUGGAGGGAGUCAGAGGUGUUUCUAUCCAUGAAGCUGGAAAGAUCGACAGGAGAGAUACCAAGGCUAAGAGAAGUGCGAUGCAACAACAGUAUAUGGAGGUCGAGCAAAAGCCUGCUGGAGGUAANAGGGAGCAGAGUCCGAAGCUGGAAGGCAUGGCUGAGAUGUUUGGCGGAGAUUAG
Aureobasidium musti is the source of this 3777-nucleotide messenger RNA. NCBI's taxonomy places the organism in Eukaryota, Fungi, Ascomycota, Dothideomycetes, Dothideales, Saccotheciaceae. The record is from the annotation of a GenBank genome assembly.